AUGUUUCGUAGUGUGCCCAUCCUGCCGCUCCUUUACGGGGCUCGCAGCCUGUGGGAUUACCAAAGCCGGAGUCUCGGCUUCCCCGUUCUGCAGGCCUCCGGGACAGCCGAUGAUUUCUGCGAGAUUCCCCUGGAGCAGCGGCAGAAACGGGGUCCUCACACCCACCAUCGCGCCCACUUUCGGGAGAUGCGAAUCCUGGAGUACGAGAAUCGUUUGCGCCUGUACUCCAGCCCGGAGAAGGUGUUCCGGUAUUUUGCCACCAUCAAAAUGAAGCACAAGUCCGGCCGUUGGGAGGUGUACAUGACGCCGCCGGACUUUAUGCGGGCCAUAACGCCGGGCUCCCGCCGUCAGCCGGAGAGCCUGGGCCUGGACAAGUUCUACAAAGUAUCGGAGGGGCAUAUGCACAAGCAUCGCUGCUCAUCGUUGAGCGACAACAGCAUAUUCUAUAGCUUCCAGAAGGACGGACUCCUGAGCUUCGGGGACUAUCUGUUUCUGGUGAUGCUGCUGUCCGUGCCGGAGCGUUACUUUGAGCUGGCCUUUCGCCUGUUCGACGUCAAUGGUGAUGGGAAUCUCUCGCACGAUGAUAUGAACUUGUAUCUAUCGAAAGUCUGCCAGGGGGAUGGUUCGGUGAGGAAUAUGAACGUAAACCAAUACUUUUUCGGGCCCAAUCUCGAUCAGAAGCUCAAUGUGAAUGUCUUCCUGGAGUUUCAGCGAAAGCUGGCCAGCGAGGUCCUGCUGCUGGAGUUUCAGGCCCUUCUGAAGAGCUCCAAGACGGUGAUCAGCGAGGUGGCCUUUACCAAAAUGCUGAUGGCCUACUCCACGGCCAGCAGCAUGGAACGUGCCACAAUGCUGCAUCGCGUCCAGGAGAAGUACAAGAAUUCCGAUAAGGGCGUGACACUCGAUGAGUUUCUGACCUUCUUUCGGUUCCUCAAGGAUGUGGCCGCCGUGGACUCGGCCCUCACGUUCCACUAUCUGAGCGGGGCGGAUAUCUCGCGUCAGACCCUGCGGCACAUUGCCCACGUGGUGGUCGGUGUGCAUCUGACCGAUCAUAUUAUUGAUAUCAUUUUCACCAUCUUCGAUACGGACGAUAAUGGUAUACUGAGUCGCACAGAUUUCUUCGAGACGCUGCGCGAUCGCUUUGCCCGAUCACCGAAGCGGAAGUCCCCCCAUCUGGCCGCCCUGAUGGGCAUUGCCUGUAGGUGUGCCACCCAGGUGUUUGUCGAUCGAUAUUUGCACUGA
Molecule: messenger RNA, 1239 nt
Organism: Drosophila persimilis
Lineage: Eukaryota; Metazoa; Arthropoda; Insecta; Diptera; Drosophilidae
Product: calcium uptake protein 1 homolog, mitochondrial
Exons: 1
Coding region: 1-1239 (412 amino acids)
Biological process (GO): calcium import into the mitochondrion; mitochondrial calcium ion homeostasis
Cellular component (GO): uniplex complex
Molecular function (GO): calcium ion binding
Source: RefSeq, a predicted model, not a curated record